UAUACCAAUAUUUGUUAUAGUUAAUAAAAUGAUGUUUUAAUUCUUUUAUUGUUACUUUUCUGUAUUUUAAAACCCACAGAUCUGACUUUAAAAGGUGUGCGCACUAUCAGUUGGAGACUUUGAAAGCAUCUGCAGAUUGAGUAUUUGGAAUCACAUCAAACAGUGUUAGUAUAUACUAUUACUUGAUAUACAAAUAUCCAAGGUCUGAACCUCAAAACACAAGCCAUUUACAUUUUGUARCAGCGAUCGCUAACCAAGAUGUCAGAAAUAAUUGAUUGUAUGGUAUUCAUUGUCCAGAAGACCUGUUGGACUUUUUGGAAAUUCGUCGAAUUUGUAGGUCUUAGAAUUUUAGAUCUCCUUGGACUGAUAUUCAAUGUGUUGGCAUGUGUCACAAUCAUACGCCUUCCAUGUAUGAUAAGACAAUUCCAAGAAAUGGAAUCGAUGGCGGAGUGGCGGUAUGUUGGUUUGGUACAGUGUCUGAUAUUUCUKAUGGACAUCCCAAUAAUAAUYAUGGGACUCAUAACGAUUGCACUAACACUAGGCCUCAUAAUUAUUCCAUUCACCAAGAAAGUCAAAAGGAAGAAAGUUAAGUGCGAUUAUACUCACAAAAAGGGCGGAAUUUACUUUGGUGGUUUCAAGCUGAGGAAGAUAGUYGUUAGUUAUUUUGUGCGAGUCAUUUGYGAUAUGUUCUGCAUUCCUCUUGGAUUCUUUUGCCUUUGUUCCUGGCGAUGUUGCGUCUUUCUUCGCAAAAUCAAGAAAGUGGAAAAAUGGGACAACUUUGAAUGGAGAAAAAUAUGUGUUGUUGAGUUCAUUCAUUUAUUGCUGGAUAUCCCAUGCGUUAUAUGUGGUAUUUUCCUGUUUUUCACUUGGCGUGGAUGGUGGCUUAUCUACUCUUUCAGGAAGUCAAAGAAAGAAGGCACAUUURAAUGGAAUAGCGACAGGUUUAUUGUUUUUCUUGAGCUUUUUUGUCUCGUUACUGAUGUGUUCUUUUUCGCGAUGGCUUUAAUUACCAUGGUGACUUGGCGUGGCCCUUUGAUGGUGUAUGAUUUGAUUAAUACAGAUGUUGAAGAUGUUGACGACGACGACGAUGAUUGCUCUGUCCACGCUAACCUUGAAUGGAUGAUCAAGUUCAAAAUACUGAARCAGUUGUGCUUGGUUUUUGUGGAUAUYCCYUGCAUCAUUUGUGCUUUCAUUGUUUUKAUAACCAUUUGGCGCUUCCCGCGAUUUGUKCGAAAAUGUACAAAAGACGAAUGGAAACUAAGAAAGAAUUGUCUGAAGCAAUUUGGAUUACUGGUGGUCGAYUUUGGAUUUCUUUUGCUCAACAUUAUCUGUGUCAUUGUGUCUUUAGUCGUGAUAGUGACUUUAUGGAGGGCGUAUCCUUUGGUAAAAGACUUGAAAAAGUAUUUCAAACAGCGAUCUGAAAUUGGUCAGGAGACGAAUGGUAACGAAGGGGGAAACGGUGAUGAGGAACACGAACAGAGAACAGCAACAGGGGAACAAGUGGACGRCAAUAGCCUUGAGCAGCGACGAAGGAAAAAGGCUCUGAUAAAGCUCAAAAAUAAGAACUCKUGGAAGAUGCGUAAAGCAGUAUUGAAGCAUUUUGGCUUCCUAUUUGUCGACUUUCCAGCKAUUGUUGCUUGUUUAGUUCUCUUGGUGACUUUUGUACGUUUACCAAAGCUGCUAGCAAGGCUUCUACAAGCGGGGGAUUUCUAUAUGGAGUUCGCUUUAAUUGCCUUUAUGCAGCUUGGCAAACUGGUAGUCGAUUUGGUGUUUUUGAUUUUGUUCAUAAUACUGAUGAUUUUGAGGCCAAUACAGUCUUGGGUUCAUCUCCUGGAAGAUGAAGAUCACCGCAAAAACCGCCUUCUACGAUUUUACAUGCAGUGGGUUCCCGACAUUGUUGGCAAACGACACCAAGUUUAUCGAGAAAUGGAAGAGGUUUUUUCUUCGAGUUUGAAGAACAAAUUCUCCCCUUCAAAUGUAAGAAUUGAGCUCUCUCUCAUCAAUGCGGAAUUCCURAGAGAUCUUCAGUGGAUCCGCGACAAGAUAAUCAAAUAYGAGCUUGAUGGUGAAUACAACCAUCUACUGCGAAUGAUACAGUUUUACGAAGGCAAGAGAGCCUACAAAAUGCAAAGRCUAUAUCAAUGUGAAUUGAACUACCUUCAUCGGGUUGACRUUGCUGUACACAAUGAGAACCUAACGAAAUACCGAAAUGAAAUGAUUCGCUUUGAAAGUCAAAUACACUCGGCAAUUCAAGAUUUGGAAAAAUUCACUGUCCAGAAAGUACCACUUUGGAGUGAGGAAUGUGGACUCRUGACACGUACGCGCCAGGAGACGCAGAAGGUUCUCAUAAAGUGCCUACCAAGCGGUCGCUUCCUGAUUUCCAUCCUAAUCCUCCUCAACUUAAUYCUGAUCUACCGCGCGCCUGCAUUGAUUCGUAAUCUUUAUCGCCGGUGGUAUGAUCGCAGAAAGAUUGUAUUUGCWUCCCUGAAAGAGUACAUGCGGGACUUCCUUACASUUUUGAUCAUUUUUCUAGUGAUYUUGACUGUCUACCGUGCGCCAUUCCUGUUAAUCGAGAUAUCGAAUGACAUUAUCUCAAAGAGAAGCUGGAAAGCAGUGCGGCAAACUGUCCGUCGCUAUCCUCCAAAGUUUGCUGAAGAUUUGGUGGACUUGGCUAUUCUUCUCUUCAGUUGGAAAACUGURCGUUUUAUCUUCACUGCAAUAGUGUUUGGRCUUCUUAUGCCUGCAGACCUUUUCCUAACUGUUAUGAAGUUUCUUUGUGGAAAUAUCUGCCUGGCUGGUUUCUGUACAGUAAUUGUGUACAUAAUUUUUUUCGGGUUUCCUUUCGCUCUCUCAUUUGGAGUCGCACCAUGGUUACUUACAAGUGGCAGUGGAUCCAGUAUCACAGCGGUCAUCGGAGUGCUUGGGAUAUUACUGAUCAUAUUCCUUGUUUUAGCAGCUUUCCUAACGUUCAAGCAUCGUGAAGACUCAUUUUCAAUAAGACCUAAAGCCUAUGAUUAUGUUCGAUUCAACUGGACCAAUUCACAUACAGUCCUUUUCGAAAUAGUUGAGUUUCUCCAGUUGCUGGCGCUUGUCUUCGUAGUCCCAGGUAUACCGAUGUAUGGUGGYUCAACACUAARCAAAGCCUCAAAUUAUUUACUCUUGAAUUUUGCAUCGUUUGAAUUUAAGUUYGGRAUGACUACAGCUCUYUUCGUAGCAUGGUUUUUCAUAUGCGGACUUCCUGUCAUUUUUGARCAAGUACUUGAAACCUUUCCAAAUGGRACUUUUGCUAAGCAAAUAUCAUGGGCUUUACUUGUAUCGCUUUUCACAAAUACRCUUUUUGUGACAAUGGUAGAGAGCUUUCUUGGAUUCGUUGCUUGUCAGUACAGUGGCGCAAACUGUGCAAUGCACACAAACAUUUCCAACCUGACUAACUGUCCUUCGGCUGUUCUUUACGAUGAUGUAAAGACAAUUUGCUGGGAAGGGUCACAUACUGGAAUUGCUACAUUUGGACUUCUUGCUCUCGUCUGGUACUCAACGACAGCGAUUAUUUUUGGUACUCGUUAUGGAGAUUCUAAUCAUCCAAGUCUUGACUUAAAGUUCUCACCUAUCUACAACACYAUAAUCAACUUUGUCAAAGCUGUGAUGGUUGGGGUGUCUGUACUCGCUGUUGCCAGACCCUUCGUUGUGUUCGCUCUUCUAAUAUGUCUUAAUCUUGCUGCACUGUUGUUCACAUUGUGCUUUAGGCGAGCAGUUGGUUUCAUGUUGUCCAAUUCGUAUGUGCUCAUUAUGUGGAGAAUUGUGUCCUUUCUGUGCUCAGUAAUAGCAGCAAUAUCAGCAAUCAUCGCAAAGAUGCUGGACGAUCCAAAUUCUGUAGUUCCGUUGUGCAUAUUUCUGGCGGGGAUAGGUGCCGUUAUAUUGAUUGCUGUGAUUGUUUCUAUUGUUCGUGUGGUCCGUCGUGCUUUAACACCAAUUGAACACAAGAGGAAGGAGUUCCGAACAUGUAUGAAGCAGUUAGAAGAAAGACUCUUUCGGGACAACCGCAUGGUCAACUCUUGGGAGAAGAACAGGAAACGGUGGAAGCGUUUGGUUUCUCAUGUGUACGAAGCACAAAAUGAUGAUGGAAAUGAUUCUAACAUGAGACAGCUUGACCUUCCUGAAGAAAUCUUGCCACCCCCUGCUCCUCCCGAUCCACGCAGCAACCCCAACAGGCUGUCAUUGGACAUGACUCGUGGAGGUCUUGGAAGGUCUUCAAUUUAUGAAAUUCCAAAUCUGCCGCCGCCACCUUCGUACCAAGAAUUGUUUCCAUAUAUAAUGACGCCAUUUGAUCAGUUGCCACCGCCACCUCCGUACAGUGAGAAUUCAGAACACCCAAGUGAAUCAGUGCUCAUUCCUAAUCCUAUAGAUCAGAGUAUUCCAGUUGAUUACGGUGAUAACACGAUUUCAGAUGYCAAUGACCACGCAGAUACCUGCGACAAAUCAUCUACAAGCAGYGGGAAAGAAGAAACUCCUCCAGCCGAAAUGAAUAUUGUAAAUGAGAAUGAGGAAUCUACAUCAGGGCUUGCUGGUAGAGGUAAUGAUGGUAGAGACAUCACUGAAGAAGAGCAACCCGAAGAAGUUCCUGAAACCGAAACGGAAGAAAACGAUUUCGAGAGUGACCAAAGUGAAAGUGUUAGCAUUCCAACAACUCCCCAAGAUGAUGAAAAAGCGGAGUGCAGUUUUGAAGAUGUAGUCCUUGAAUCUCCUCCUUCUGUCCCUCCAACAAUGGAAUCCCAGAAUGAGAAUUUCUCAGAAAGACACGGAAAUUUUGAUAGCCUCUUAUUUUUGGAAUCCCUCUUCCGUUCAGACGACAAAAGAAAACGAGAACCCGAUCCUGUGUUGGCCAUGGAAUGCAAUGGAAGGAAUUUACUUCUUGUUCUUGAAGAGCACAUUCAUUACUCUGCAUAUUCGUUUGCUUUUGUCUCGCAACUUCCAAUGUGGAGGCAUUCUGUGGAGCGCGCCAAUUGGACGCGGCUUUUGGAUUGCUUUCGAACACUGGAGAGUAAYYUGAAUGGGGCGUUUAAUUUUCCAUCACGUGUUGAUAUUGCUUGUGCMGAUUUAUGCGUGUCUUUGYUGGAACUUUCCCCCGAUAACGAUAAAGUCCCRGUGCCUACUUUUGUUCCAGAGCCCCGUGAUCCUGAWGAGAUUCGUGCCAUAUCAAAURCAGUAAGGUCCUCAUGUCUGCAAGAUAUUGCAACGGUAACAGACGAUGGUAACAAAUGGGUAAGUCUUCUGGAUAAAGUUCUUCCAACGAAGCCAGUAUUUAAAUCSUGGGCGUGGGAUGGUGUGAGCCGUGAAUUCACUAUUCACUUUCGUCGAAUAACCAGGGGAACAAUAACCGAUGUCGGYCCCAGUGGUGUUAAACUUGCCAAAGGAGCUGUCAUUUCUAUUCCUAAAGUCCUCAAAGGACAGUUUCUCCAAAAUGAGCUCCAGUUUUCCCAAGGAUUUGAGCCAAAAGGAAGUAAAGGGCCUGUUAGUGUGACUGUYGGCGAAAUCGGCAUUUUGCAACGRAAUGAAAAAUUGUAUAUAACUUCACAAGGAAAACGCUUGGCCUUUGAUAAAGCAAUGGAUUGUCUUUAUGAAGUCGAGUGGAAAUAGAUAAUAACUGAUUGUUUUCAUAACUGUAACAGAGCGGCGUCGUGCAUAUACUCGGUAUCUGUUUGUGAGUAUUUAACAGGGUAGGAACAAGGUAUAUAUUUUUUGGUAAUCGUGAUCCCUGGACGACAAACGACUAACCCUUGAUCCCCAGGUAAUUACAAUUUUMAUCUCAGACCCCAGAAACCCCCCCUGAAACAUUGUGAUUCCAAACCUGAAGUCACGGAUCCCGAUCGCAAAGAUAACUCAACAUACGUUGAGCUGUUCAUGUGCUAAAUUCAAACUAUUCGGUUCGGCGCGUCUCUGGCUCGACGUAUGAACCGGGCCUGAUAUUUCCAUGAGGCUAAAAAGAACCGUGAGAUAUAUGAGAUAUAUAUACCUUGUUACAACCCUGAUUUACGCGCCUUGCAUUAUUAUAAUUAGUAUAAGUAAAUCAUAUUGUAGUAUCAGUUUGAAGCCUUACUCGCCUGAAGGCUGCAGCAAGCAGUGCAGAUAACUGUCAAUUUACAUGGAAAAAGGGUUAAUAUCAAAAAUCAUAAACGCAAGAAAAAACAAUUGGAUAAAAAAAAAGCAAAAAAAAAA
Molecule: messenger RNA, 6213 nt
Organism: Exaiptasia diaphana
Lineage: Eukaryota; Metazoa; Cnidaria; Anthozoa; Actiniaria; Aiptasiidae
Exons: 4
Coding region: 259-5634 (1791 amino acids)
Source: RefSeq, a predicted model, not a curated record